CUAGCGCUUCCGGCUGCGAGGCAGGCACCGUGCAAGUGAGCAAGGAGGCGGUGGCGAGAUUUGGUGCGAGGCGAGCAUAGCGUGAAUCCCUCCGGGCAGGCCGUCAGACACAGCCCUUCCUCCGCCAAAAUACAACAGCAAAGGAGGCAGCUCGCAGGAAGACAUUCAGGAGAAUCUCUGAGUCAGAAACUAUGAGGCGCGUGGUGCGACAGAGCAAGUUCCGGCAUGUCUUUGGACAAGCGCUGAAGAAUGACCAAUGCUAUGAUGACAUCCGGGUUUCCCGUGUCACCUGGGACAGCUCCUUCUGUGCUGUAAACCCCAAGUUUGUUGCAAUAAUCAUUGAGGCAAGUGGAGGUGGCGCCUUCCUUGUUCUUCCUCUCCAAAAGACGGGAAGAAUUGACAAGUCCUACCCUACAGUGUGUGGUCACACAGGACCUGUGUUGGACAUUGACUGGUGUCCGCAUAAUGACAAUGUUAUAGCCAGUGGCUCUGAAGACUGCACCGUUAUGGUGUGGCAGAUCCCAGAUGGUGGGCUAACCUUGCCCCUCACCGAGCCUGUGGUGGUGUUAGAAGGACACUCCAAAAGAGUUGGCAUUGUUACAUGGCAUCCAACUGCUCGUAACGUACUGCUCAGUGCGGGGGGUGAUAAUGUCGUCAUUAUUUGGAAUGUGGGCACUGGAGAAGCACUGAUUAAUCUGGAAGAUAUGCACAGCGACAUGAUCUACAGUGCUAGCUGGAACCGGAAUGGCAGCUUCAUCUGCACGGCCUCAAAGGACAAGAAACUGCGUGUGAUUGACCCUCGCAAAAUGGAAAUAGUAGCAGAGAAGGAUAAAGCUCACGAAGGUGCCCGACCCAUGAGAGCAAUCUUUUUAGCAGAUGGAAAUGUUUUUACUACAGGGUUCAGUCGUAUGAGUGAGCGUCAGCUAGCGCUAUGGAAUCCGAAAAGUAUGGAUGAGCCAAUUGCACUACAUGAAAUGGACACAAGCAAUGGAGUCUUGCUACCAUUCUAUGAUCCAGACACCAAUAUCAUCUACUUAUGCGGAAAGGGUGACAGCAGUAUUCGGUAUUUUGAGAUCACGGACGAGUCCCCUUAUGUUCACUACCUCAAUACGUUCAGCAGUAAGGAGCCACAACGAGGGAUGGGUUUCAUGCCAAAGCGGGGGCUGGAUGUCAAUAAGUGUGAGAUUGCCAGGUUUUACAAACUACACGAGAGGAAAUGUGAACCCAUCAUCAUGACUGUGCCCAGGAAGUCUGACCUCUUCCAAGAUGAUCUGUAUCCGGACACAGCUGGGCCCGAAGCCCCCAUUGAGGCAGAAGACUGGUUUGAUGGGAAGAAUGCAGACCCCAUCCUAAUUUCCCUGAAGCAUGGAUACAUGCCAAGCAAGAACAGAGAACUCAACGUUGUCAAGAAGAAUAUCCUUGGUAGCAAACCAGCAGGCCUGAAAAAAGACUCUGCCAGCACCCCUAAAAAGGCUGCAGAGGCAGCAAGUCCUCCUAGUGAUGGCAAGAUGGAUGAGCUGAUGAAGGAGGUGCGAUCGAUGAAAGACACCAUCAGGUCCCAGGGUGAGAGGAUCUCAAAAUUAGAGGAAUUAAUUGCCAAUCUCACCAACAAUGACGAGUCAGAGGAUUGAGUAGCCCAUGCUCCUGGUUGAGCUGGAGGUGCCCACUGCCAGACCACAUUCCACUCAUCACUUCUUCCCGGGCCCAAGCGAUGAUCAGAAUACCAACACAGACUGUAACCAUCACUCCCAGGUUAACACAGAGACUUUACACCAGCCCCUUCAACCAGGUGCCUCCAUGUAAAAUACUUUUUUUGUGCCAUUUCAGGAGUUUAGUAUGCUGCCAGUAACCCAACUCCUGAAGUGUCACAAUCGACUGAUUCCCCAACACCAUAAGUGAGCCUCACAGGGGAGUGCGUUUAAAUGAAGCCUCUGGUUAAAACCAACAAACUUUAAUUAAAAGCCAAGAUUUUUACCCUCAUCGUUCAAGUGUUACAUGAUAUUUACCAGUUUCCGAGAUCAGUACAGUACUAUUUUCCCCUUUUUUAUUUUAACAUUUUGUUUCUGAUAUUUUCCAGAGUAAAAGGGGGGGAUGGAAAGGAUGGACCAAUGCCACAAUUUAUAUUAUUUUUUGCCAAAAAUGUGUAAGGUUGCAAUAUUGGGACCAUGCAUCAUAUAGUAUUUUUAUUUUUAAUGUAAAAGAGCAAGCACUGUGUUACACUGUCUGGAAUCGCAAGAAAAAUAAUUACCCAUAAAAGCUUCAUGAGUUUUAUAUAAAUCUUUUUCCUAUCAUUGUGCAGAA
Spea bombifrons (plains spadefoot toad) is the source of this 2301-nucleotide messenger RNA. RefSeq names its product coronin 1C (gene CORO1C). The record is from RefSeq and is a predicted model, not a curated record. The transcript has 11 exons. Gene Ontology annotation, biological process: actin filament organization; neural crest cell migration. Gene Ontology annotation, molecular function: actin filament binding. The coding region runs from base 192 to 1631 and encodes 479 amino acids. Lineage: Eukaryota; Metazoa; Chordata; Amphibia; Anura; Pelobatidae.